Gongylonema pulchrum is the source of this 621-nucleotide messenger RNA. The record is from the annotation of a GenBank genome assembly. Lineage: Eukaryota; Metazoa; Nematoda; Chromadorea; Rhabditida; Gongylonematidae.
AUGAAAUUUUUACAGGUAAGACCGAAACUAUACUAUGCUCCAGAAUGGGAUUUGGAAAAGCGUCAUGAUGGUGAGGAGGGUGAAGCACAUCCAAUGCUUGGGCUGAGUGUUAUGACUCCUGAGAAAUGGAACUAUUAUAACAAGGUUGUUUGGCCACCGAAUUAUAUCAGUCCGGAAACCGGUUUGCCACUUUUGAGGCAAGUAUAUUAUUGCCGUGAAUCGAUUCACUGUAGUCCGAAACGAAUGUUCAUGGCAUGUCAGCUUGCUUGGCGUUUAAACGUUGACGAAGCCCUGGAACAACUAAAGCUACAGCGGAAAAAAGCUUGUAUGAUUUUGCGGCAGGCACUAAUGGAUGCGAAAAAGAAAGCUUCCACGGAGAUUCACAUUGAAUUUCCAUCCGAUAUGCAUGUUGCUGAAGCAUUCCCGGUACAAUCCGAGAUUGUCAAAGGUCGAAGAGAAUUUUUGACUAAAUUAUUUUUAAUUUUUAAAAAUUUGUUUUACAGACUCGAAGAAGGUGAUGGUCCGGGCAUGAAAAAUAGAUGGGUACCGAAGGAUGGCUGGGACAAAAUGAACGAUUAUUACAAGUAUUUGAGGGAACGCACCAUCGAAUAUUCGAUAUAA